AUGGGCUUGGCGAAAGGUCUGAUCAAGAUCGUGCUUAUUCCCUUGGUGGCAUUGGUAGUCAUCGCCCUGAUAAUCGUUGCUUUGAUCUUUUGCUUACGAGCAAAGCGUGAGAAAGAUCUGGAAACCGAAAAUUCUUUUCAACCGCCACCCAUUCAAGAUUGGGUGUUUGGUCCACAGCAACAGAUGCUUCAGCAACAGAUCAUGAAGCAACAGCAGCAGCAACAACAACAGCAGCAGCAACAAGCCUUUGUUGUUCACCAACAACGUCCGGACUCAUGGCAGCACGAGGCUCAGUUACAGUACCCGAGUCCUGUUGCGGGAGCACCUCCGGGUUAUUCGAAUCGGAUCACUCCGGUGACACAAUGA
Messenger RNA from Talaromyces amestolkiae, 366 nucleotides. RefSeq lists its product as uncharacterized. Lineage: Eukaryota; Fungi; Ascomycota; Eurotiomycetes; Eurotiales; Trichocomaceae. The transcript has a single exon. The coding region runs from base 1 to 366 and encodes 121 amino acids. The record is from RefSeq and is a predicted model, not a curated record.